AUGCCCAAACGAAAGGCGCCUUCUAAGAUCUCUGGCCUUUUGGGCUCAGAUGAUGAAGAUCUCAUGCAGGUCAAGCAAACCGAAGCCCAAGAAAUACACGACGAGCCUCCCGCCAAAAAGCGCAGAGGCAGACCGCGUACUUCACAUGAAAAUGUGACCGCCGAACCCAAGCCCAAGCCCAAGCCCAAACCAGCAACACGAGCAAAGAAACAGAAAGAAGUAGUUGAAGCUACAGAAGAAGCCCCCGCUCCAAAGAAAAGAGGCCGGCCAAGAGGAGGCAGUCGCGUGUCGCAGUCGCAAGAUCCCGAACCAAAGAACCAGACAGCUGCCACCGAAGAAAUGCAGAUGGACGAUCAUACUCAAGACCAGGAAAACGAAGAUCCCCAGCACUCGCAAAAGACCAAUGCCACAAAGCCAGCACCCGCCCAUCGCGGACGAGCUGCAGCCAACGCGAAGGAGCUUCAAACAGACAAUGGAUUCGAGUACACUCCACGCGCCAAUCAGAAAGCUAGUGCUCUAGAAGAGCCUGAAGAGCAUCCCUCACUCAGUCCUCAUCCUCGGGCGAAAGGGCGAAGAGCGGGGCCUGAAGUAGAGGAAACACAGCAAGCCGAUGAACCUCCCGCAGAACUUGUAGAUGAGACAAUCCUUCCCAGUGAACCGGCCUCGAGUCGCUACAUCACAUCACCUGUGAAGAAUGCUCGCGCCCGAGCGUCCCUUCUGCGCCACCCACCAGAUUCUUCUCCUCGGAAGCGCAAGCUAGGUGAAAUUGAACAGAACGGCGAUCCAGAGUUAAGGCGUAGGCUUGGUGAACUCAACAAAAAGCACGAUGCAUUGGAAGCCAAGUAUCGGAACCUUCGGGAGAUUGGAAUUGUCGAGGCCAAUGCCAAUAUGGACAAAUUGCGGAGACAGAGUGAGAUUAUCACUACAGCUUCGAACGAUUUGGUUGCCUCGCUCAGAGCAGAGCUGCAAGUCCAGCGCAAGCUAGGGCAGCAGAGCCGUGGAUUACAGAAGCAACUCAGUGACCGUGAUGCCGAGAUGGCCACACUCAAGUCUCAAGCUGGUGAGGCGCAAGCUCAACUCGCCUCUGCCCAAACCGAGGUCAAGGCCCUACAGACCAAGCUUGCUGCGGCGCGCAACACAGCUGCCAGUAUUGAGGGAGCUGCCAAGGUACCCGGCAGUGCCAUCAAGGGUGGCCCAGCCAACCGUGCCAAUGCAGCAGCCAGCGCUGAAGCCGCGCAAGCUGCACAGCUGGCACAGCUAAAGGAAGAUCUGUACAGUGACCUAACCGGAUUGAUCGUUCGCGAUGUCAAGACCACGGAUACAGAUCAUGUGUAUGAUUGCAUCCAGACCGGAAUCAAUGGAACUCUUCAUUUCCACUUGGCCAUCCCCAAGACAUCAACUAACUACGACAAUACCGAGAUCCAGUACCUGCCUCUCUUGGAUGCCAACCGGGAUCGCGACUUGGUGAACAUGCUGCCGAACUUCUUGGUGGAGGAUAUUACCUUCAGUCGUGGACAGGCGGCCAAGUUCUAUACGCGGGUAAUCGAUGCCUUGACAAAACGCCGCUCUCUUCCAGCUCAGUAG
This is a messenger RNA of Penicillium antarcticum, 1584 nucleotides long. RefSeq names its product putative chromosome segregation protein (Pcs1). The record is from RefSeq and is a predicted model, not a curated record. The transcript has 3 exons. Gene Ontology annotation, cellular component: chromosome, centromeric core domain; mitotic spindle; nucleolus. Bases 1 to 1584 code for a protein of 527 amino acids. NCBI's taxonomy places the organism in Eukaryota, Fungi, Ascomycota, Eurotiomycetes, Eurotiales, Aspergillaceae. Gene Ontology annotation, molecular function: protein binding; microtubule site clamp. Gene Ontology annotation, biological process: homologous chromosome segregation; meiotic sister chromatid segregation; attachment of mitotic spindle microtubules to kinetochore.